AUGAAUGAAAUAGAAAUAUUUGAAUAACUUGUUUAUGAUAUAAAUAUAUUAUGUGAUAUAGAAGUAGUAUAUUAACUCUUUUAGAUGAAUCAAUUUUCAUAUUAUUAUUCUGGAAUUUAUUUCAAGGCUAAUACAACCAAUUAAUUAUAUAUUUAUUAAUAAUUAUUUAAUAUUAUGAUUAAAAUGCAUUAAUUCUUAACAAGAAUAUUCGAAUUAUAUAUUUAGUUUAUUGAAAUUACAAGAGAAUAGAGUAAAGCUUUUGAUUAAGAGUUUAAUUUUUAAAGAUAAGAAUCUUCUCUCAAACAUAAGUAAUUUAAUUUAUAAAUAUAAUUAGUUUUUAAAAGAGACAUUAAAAAAGUAAUAUUGACUCAUAUAUAAUUGGGGGUAAUUAUAGUCAUUACAUAAAUAAUAAUGUAACCUUUUAAUAUACUUGUCAAAUUCAAAUAGAUUUAGAUUAGUUUUAUAAUAGAAAACUUAUAGAUCAUUUUUAAGCAACAAUAGUAAGAGUAAAUCAAUUACAAAAUUUGAUUAGUUUAAUUGGUCUGAUUAUUUAACUAAUAUUAAAAGUCUUUCAUUAAAUGCUUUAAUUGUAACAAAUGAUUAUGGAUGAAAUAAACUUUUGGAAUUAGAAAUUUAAUUUUGGAAAAUAGAAUAGCUGUAAAGAUAUACUAAAUUAAAAUAGAUUACGAUUGUAAAAAAUAAGAAUUAUAAGAGUUUAGCUUAGAGUUAUAGGAGUGAUUUGGAAAUAAAAUCUAGUUAAUCUAAAAGAAUAAAUGAAAUAAGAUGGACUAUCAAGUAAUUCAAAGAUAAAGAAGAAGAAGUGUUAUUUUAUGAGAUUUUUUAAAGGAUUAUAAAUUAUUUAAUAGAAUCUGGAAAAAUCGAAGGAAACGAAAAUAAAGUAAUAAAAAACAAUCAUCAAAAUAAAAAUAAUGAUUAUUAUUAACGAUGUUAAUUUAAUAAAUAUAAUAAAGAAGAUUAACAAUGGUUUUAAAAUAUUUAAGUAAUUAUUAGACAAGAACAGGACCAAAAAAUCAAGAACUAUUUGACAGAGAGUAGAAGAACUCUAUUAGAACUUCCUAAUAGUAUUACUAUAUAGUUUAAUAUAAUAGUUAAUAUUAAUAAUAGACAAGGAUACAAAAUAGGUUGGGAAGUAGAUUAAAACAGUAAGGAAGAUUUAAAAAUUGCAAACAAAGUUGAUUAAGACUAGAGGAAUAUCAGUAGUAUAAAUAACAAUAAUAAGAUGAUACUCAUUGUAAAAUGUAUUAAAUAUAAUAUUAAAUCAAUAGUAUAAUAACAUUUAUGAAAAAUAAGAAUUCUAAUAUCUUUAAAUACAGAUCUGUAAAAUAAUAAGAAUAUCAAUAAUCUUAGAUAAAAUAGGAGAGUUUUUAAUAGAAAGAAAGAAUUGGAUGAUGCAUAAUAUAAAGGAUAUUGUAAGUACUGUUAUAAAAAUAGGUCCUAGUCAAUAUAGGGAAUAGAAUUUGGUCAACAGAAAUAAGAUUGA
This is a messenger RNA of Paramecium sonneborni, 1501 nucleotides long. The record is from the annotation of a GenBank genome assembly. Lineage: Eukaryota; Ciliophora; Oligohymenophorea; Peniculida; Parameciidae.